GCCGUCGGGGCCGGGGAGGGGAGGAGGCGGCCGGACCGCUUCGCUGGGCCGGGCUGGGCCGGGCCGAGCCGAGCGGCAGCGCUACCCGCGUGGGGACCGGAGCCGGAGCCGGAGCCGGAGCCCGAGCCCGAGCCCGGCCGCCGCCGCCGCCAUGCGCUGGGUCCGCGCGCUGCUGAAGAAUGCGUCCCUGGCAGGGGCGCCCAAGUACAUCGAGCACUUCAGCAAGUUCUCCCCGUCCCCGCUGUCCAUGAAGCAGUUUCUGGACUUCGGGUCCAGCAAUGCCUGUGAGAAAACCUCAUUCACCUUCCUCAGGCAGGAGCUGCCUGUGCGCCUGGCCAACAUCAUGAAGGAGAUCAACCUGCUUCCCGACCGAGUGCUCAGCACCCCCUCGGUGCAGCUGGUACAGAGCUGGUAUGUCCAGAGUCUCCUGGACAUCAUGGAGUUCCUGGACAAGGACCCCGAGGACCAUCGUACCCUGAGCCAGUUCGCUGACGCCCUAGUCACCAUCCGGAACCGCCACAAUGACGUGGUGCCCACCAUGGCGCAGGGCGUGCUGGAGUACAAGGACACCUACGGCGAUGACCCCGUCUCCAACCAGAACAUCCAGUACUUCCUGGACCGCUUCUACCUCAGCCGCAUCUCCAUCCGCAUGCUCAUCAACCAGCACACCCUGAUCUUUGACGGCAGCACCAACCCAGCCCACCCCAAACACAUCGGCAGCAUUGACCCCAACUGCAACGUCUCCGAGGUGGUGAAAGAUGCCUAUGACAUGGCCAAGCUCCUGUGUGACAAGUAUUACAUGGCCUCACCUGACCUGGAGAUCCAGGAGAUCAAUGCAACCAACUCCAAACAGCCAAUUCACAUGGUCUAUGUCCCCUCCCACCUCUACCACAUGCUUUUUGAACUCUUCAAGAAUGCCAUGCGAGCAACUGUGGAAAGCCACGAAUCCAGCCUCACUCUCCCACCUAUCAAGGUCAUGGUGGCUUUGGGCGAGGAAGAUCUGUCCAUCAAAAUGAGUGACCGAGGCGGGGGUGUCCCCUUGAGGAAGAUUGAGCGACUCUUCAGCUACAUGUAUUCCACAGCACCCACCCCCCAACUCGGCACUGGGGGAACCCCACUGGCUGGCUUCGGGUACGGGCUCCCCAUUUCCCGUCUCUAUGCCAAGUACUUCCAGGGGGACCUGCAGCUCUUCUCCAUGGAGGGCUUUGGGACGGACGCUGUCAUCUAUCUCAAGGCCCUGUCCACGGACUCGGUGGAGCGCCUGCCUGUCUACAACAAGUCAGCCUGGCGCCACUACCAGACCAUCCAGGAGGCUGGCGACUGGUGUGUGCCCAGCACGGAGCCCAAGAACACGUCCACGUACCGUGUCAGCUAGGGGCCGCCCCACUCCUCUGCACCUGAGAGGAUGGACUGCGGUCUCCGGGACCGGCCACCAUGGUGACCCUCCCCAGCAUCCCCAGGUUGGGGGAGGCUCUCCCUGAUGACCAGCUUCUGUCUGUGAAAAUCACUGCGGUGCCCAAUCUGUGGUGACCCCUAAGUGCCAAUCUCUGUCUCAUGGAGACCCCUAGGCGGUCUCCCUGGUGUCCAAUCUCUGUGGGCGAUGCCUGAGGAUUGGGGAUGUCUCCACCCUGAUGGGGUAUCCCAGAGUUAUGUCGCCUCUCUGAGACCAGGGCUGCCACUUUUCUGCCAGGGGUCCUAGAUCUCCCUCACUGCCCUCCAUAGUCCUGGCCUUCCAAGCGGAUGUGUUCCUGCUUGCCUUAGUCCCAAGCCUGCACAGGCAUCCUGGCCCUGGUCCGGGGUCAGUGUUAGGAAGGGGUCAGCUGCCCCUACAUCUAGGGUAGUGGGUGGGAAAGGGGAUGCACCCUUGGACCCAUGGUUGGGGACCUGGUCUUGCAGCCUCUCCCUCCACUCAGAGCUUUAAGGUCAAGGUUGGGAGGGAGGGAGUUCUCACCAGGGGCUCACCCCUAAAGUGGAGGAACCUGGGAGGACCCAGAGGUUCAAAGCCCUGCAGGCGGCCCCAGCAAUGUUUCUGCCGCCUCCCCAGCCCUUCUCCGGCAUGUCUUCACGUACACACGCCCACACAGCCCGCCUGAGCUCCAGACCCCAGCUCCCACUGUGCCCAACAUGUGUGCCAGGGUGGCUCUCCCUAGAAUGCUCUGUGUACAUAGCUAGUUUUAUAGCCCUGAAUUCCCCCACCCUGCCCCUUAGCACACAGGGGGUUAAAGUUGUGUGCUCCUCCGAGUGGCUGUGAUGGUGACAGUGACAUCCACAGUAAAGAGAUCGAAUGAGA
Molecule: messenger RNA, 2290 nt
Organism: Equus quagga
Lineage: Eukaryota; Metazoa; Chordata; Mammalia; Perissodactyla; Equidae
Gene: PDK2
Product: pyruvate dehydrogenase kinase 2
Exons: 11
Coding region: 152-1375 (407 amino acids)
Biological process (GO): regulation of glucose metabolic process; protein phosphorylation
Cellular component (GO): mitochondrion
Molecular function (GO): pyruvate dehydrogenase (acetyl-transferring) kinase activity
Source: RefSeq, a predicted model, not a curated record